Pecten maximus is the source of this 1104-nucleotide messenger RNA. RefSeq lists its product as uncharacterized. Bases 414 to 797 code for a protein of 127 amino acids. The record is from RefSeq and is a predicted model, not a curated record. Lineage: Eukaryota; Metazoa; Mollusca; Bivalvia; Pectinida; Pectinidae. The transcript is spliced from 3 exons.
UUUAAAUUCUGCCUCUUGUUUCAGUUUUUAUAUGGAGCAAACCGCAUUUAAGCCAUUCAUAAGGGCAUUUCCAUUACUGCAUUGCCGAAAAAUACUCAAAUCAGAAGAUACACAGAACCCAUAUCUAAAAUAACGAUAUUUGAUUCAUUUCAUAGGAACAAUUUAGAAAGAAACGUGGAAAUGGUCCGUGGGAAAGAAAACAUGUGUUUAUCUAUUAUAACAUUAAUCUAAACUAAAGGCUGACAAGAACAAAUAGUCAGUCGGUUAAAGUCUUAAAAUGUACAUCGUUACGCUGGUCUUGGGAGUUACAGUUUUAAGCAUAACAUCCGCACAUACUCUUAACCGCAUUGACAAUUCCACUUUGACGACAAGUCCAGCACCGACAUGUUGGUGGCACGGAACGGAGUAUCAUCAUGGCGAUCGCUUCCCCCGCAAUAAGUCCUGUCCAACACACGCAUCGUGCGAAUGUCGAUCGGGCCAAGUUUCCUGUGUGUAUGCUGACUGUCCUGCCGAAAACCUCCCGUGUGAUGACCCAGUCACUCUACCCUGCGGCUGUCCAUAUUGUCACCAAGAACCGAAAUGUUUGUGGAAAGGAAGGGAGUACAAUAAUGGCGAUCAUUUUUAUGGCAAUGAGGCCUGCCCAGCAUAUGCAUCGUGCAACUGUAAUUAUGGGCAAGUUAUAUGUGCGUAUGCUGGCUGUCCUUCACAAUAUCUUCCUUGUGUUGACCCAGUCACUCCAGGUUGCGGCUGUGCUUAUUGUCCUAAUGGACCAAAUUGUUAUUUGGGGAACAAGAUAAUUACUGGAUACCUAUCUGAUGGUAACCGAUCCUGUCGAUGCAUGUUUCCGAGUCCCCAGGCAUAUUGCGAUCCACCCGCUCCUUUAGCGCCUCCUACUAUGACGCCUGUCAUUGGAUAACAAAUCCCGAUUUAUCCUUACCAUAAAACAGUUUUUUUUUUGUUUCAAACAUAUUUUAUUGAUAAAUCAAUGGGGAUUAAGCAACAGGCAUAGCCUAUAUAAGCUCUCUCCCUAGCUUCCAGUAUAUAAUAAAUGAAAAUUUAUAGAUAUUGUAAAUGAAUGGGGGAAAAUGAAAACAAAAAACAAAA